AUGAAGUUCUUCGAGUCGCAACACGAGUUCGACUACUCAUGGGAGGAGGUCUCGACUGCAAACUGGCGCAAGUACUGCCCAUGGAACGACAAGACCACUCACGUUAUCGCCGUCGACACUAUUUCGCGUCAUGUUGACCCGACCACCGGCAUCCUCCGCACUGAACGUCUCAUCACUUGCCAGCAAUCCGCUCCUAAGUGGCUCAGCUCCUUCCUUCCUGGCGCCGAAGUCUCGCAAGUCUACGAAACCUCCUACGUCGACCCCUCGGCCAAGAAGGUUACCAUGUGCAGCAUGAACAUGACCUUCAACGACCUCCUCUCCGUCCGCGAAACCGUCGUAUACCGCCCCUCUCCCGCCGGCCCCAACUCUCGCACAAUCUUCCAGCAAUCCGCCCAGAUCACCGCCUUCUGCGGCGGCUGGCAAAGGAUCAAGAACAGUAUUGAGGAGUUCACUGUCGAGCGCUUCAAGCAAAACGCCGUCAAGGGUCGCGAAGGCUUCGAGGCCGUGCUCGAGAUGAGCAGAAAGGUCUUUGCCAUGGAAAGAGAACGCCAGCGCCUUGCCAUCGCCGCAUAA
Molecule: messenger RNA, 573 nt
Organism: Aureobasidium pullulans EXF-150
Lineage: Eukaryota; Fungi; Ascomycota; Dothideomycetes; Dothideales; Saccotheciaceae
Product: MSF1-domain-containing protein
Exons: 2
Coding region: 1-573 (190 amino acids)
Biological process (GO): phospholipid transport
Cellular component (GO): mitochondrial intermembrane space
Molecular function (GO): phosphatidic acid transfer activity
Source: RefSeq, a predicted model, not a curated record